CAACCUUCGGUUUCACGUGGUUGUGUUUGUUUGUUGUUUUGAUCUCCAAUCAAUUUAAUAAUAUAAAAAUAAACCAUGGCGUUUGUGGUGCCUCCUUGGGAAAAAGGAGCCGAAGUAAUCCAAUUCAAGCCGGUGCCUGGCGCAAAUAAUGGAACUGCUGCCAGCAAGGCGAAAGCCAAAAAACUCAAAAAGAAGAAGCCAAAGAAGUUAAAGAAGUCUGAAGGGGAGAAAUCGACGCAGCCAAAAAACACAACUUACAGACUGGGCCAAGGACCGCUGGCUCCUCCGCCGGAUUCCAAUUCGUCAGAUGACGAGGCGGACGACGAGAUGCGGGCCAUGCACAAGGUGAGAAGUGGGAGGAUUGAAAAGCAGCGACCGCCCGCAAAAGCAGCGAAGGAUCAAAAGAAGCAGUUGACACUGAAACCAGCUCUGGUUCAAGCCGCCGUCGAGGCGAUGGAUACGACACACGCUCCGGCAACACAAGCCACGCUGGCCAACAAGCUGCAGUCGGAACUCCUAGGAGGUCGCUUUCGGUACAUCAACGAACAGCUGUACACAAUGAACAGCAAGAAGGCCGAGGAGCUUUUCCGCUCGGAUGCGGACGCCUUCGAGGCCUACCACGCCGGCUACCGUCAGCAGGUGGAGAAGUGGCCCUCGAACCCGCUGACACGCAUCAUCAAGACAAUCAAACGGUUGCCCAAGACAGCUGUCAUCGGUGACUUUGGCUGUGGCGAGGGUAAGCUGGCGCAAUCCGUGCCCAACAAGGUGUACUCCAUGGAUCUGGUGUCGACCGGCAACGGGAUCAUUGCCUGUAACAUCACAAACACUCCUUUGCAGCCACAAUCACUGGACGUGGCCGUCUACUGUCUGUCGCUGAUGGGCACCAAUCUCAGCGAUUAUCUGCUGGAGGCGAACCGAGUGCUCAAGUUGCAUGGCAAUGUUUACAUCGCUGAGAUUCAAUCCCGAUUCGAGGAUGUGCGCGAGUUUAUGCGUUGCAUGAACGCCUGCGGAUUCGAUUUGAUUAAGAAGGAUGUGGCCGUGAAUUACUUUUACUUCUUUCACUUCCGAAAGAUGCGCCAUGUGGGCAAAGAUGUCAAGCUAAAGCCUUUCUCCCUGAAGCCGUGUCUUUACCGAAAGCGAUAAGAACGAUACAUACAAUAAAUAAAUGUAGUUGAAAAUUUAAA
Drosophila innubila is the source of this 1184-nucleotide messenger RNA. RefSeq names its product ribosomal RNA-processing protein 8. Gene Ontology annotation, molecular function: methyltransferase activity. Gene Ontology annotation, cellular component: rDNA heterochromatin; chromatin silencing complex; nucleolus. The record is from RefSeq and is a predicted model, not a curated record. Bases 76 to 1143 code for a protein of 355 amino acids. NCBI's taxonomy places the organism in Eukaryota, Metazoa, Arthropoda, Insecta, Diptera, Drosophilidae. Gene Ontology annotation, biological process: rDNA heterochromatin formation; regulation of transcription by glucose; cellular response to glucose starvation. The transcript has a single exon.